AUGAAAAUCUUCUGCUUAAAAUUCCUUAUCAUUUUAAUUGCAAUGCUGUUAAGUUUGAUAAAAUUUAAAGCAGCAGACGACUUUGAAAAUGAAAUGUUUCUCAAUCCACCAAAUAAAAUAAUCAAACGUGAUCAAAUUGAAUUCACACAAGUUCGAUCAGUUUAUGACUAUAAUCCUGAAAUAGAGCAAGAUGAUUGGAAUGUUUUCAAUAGUUUAUUUCUUCUAAUUUCAAUUAUUAUCAUUCUUUUAAUGCUCGUAUUUAUCUAUUGCUGUACUAUGUUGUGUGAUUAUGAGGACUAUGGAGAUGAAAGAGUGUGA
Molecule: messenger RNA, 318 nt
Organism: Chironomus riparius
Lineage: Eukaryota; Metazoa; Arthropoda; Insecta; Diptera; Chironomidae
Source: the annotation of a GenBank genome assembly